AUGGCAGCCGCUCAGGCAGGCUUCCCUUGGCUCCCCGAAGGCUGCAAUGCUGACUCCAAGACAGCCAUGCCAUCAGAGUGCCUUGUCGACUCGCUUAGCAACGCAGCGGAGGAGGCUGCGGAAACCGGUGCCUCAGCUGGACUCGACAACUCGGCCACAUUGCCUGACCCGCGAGGAGUAAACUGGAGCGGACCUAGUGCAGGGCUGGGGGCGAAAUCUGACCUGACCGAGAGGUUGCGUCCUUUUUUUCGGCAAAUCCUUGCAGUAAAGGCACAAAAUGCAGAAAAACUGGGUUUCCAAGACUGCCCCAAGAGAUUAAGGUUGGAGUAG
Messenger RNA from Protopolystoma xenopodis, 330 nucleotides. Lineage: Eukaryota; Metazoa; Platyhelminthes; Monogenea; Polystomatidea; Polystomatidae. The record is from the annotation of a GenBank genome assembly.